GCAAAGCCUUUUCCUGCUGUUCGUUCCAAAACCGCGAUUCCCCUCUGUCUCUCGCUCGGUUCUUCCAUCAGCUUGGAAACCCUAGCGCUGCUCGGCCAUCCUCCGCUUCCACCGUUGCCGCCGCUGCCGCGAUGCUUUCCUCCUUCGUCUUCGCCGGUCAGAUCCGGUUCCUGCUGCACAGCGUGAACGAGUUCAACUUCGACUCCACCCUCCGGGAACUCUUCCAGCUCGUGGAGUGUGGAAGUGAUGGCAGCACCUUCUUGCUUCAGAUGUGUUUGGAUCAAAUUUUAGUUAAAGAUGGAGAUAUUCCUCCGCUGAAAAAAGAUUUGGUUUCUUCUGUUGUGAGAUAUUUGCUAGACAAACCACAUUUCAGUACAAACCUUUCUGAAGCUUUGAGUAGCAUUUCGAUAAAUGAAAGUCUCCUUGAAGAUAUUUCAAACACACUGGGUAUGUCAGUGGCUGAGAAAAUAGGCGUUGGGCUUGCUUUAUUGGACUCUAAUAAUCCAGAUUUAAAGAUGAGAGGUCAAAAUUUUUGUAUUGCUCAAAUUGAGGAAUUAUGUGCAAAUCCUUCCUCCACUUUGCACACAGACCAAAUUCAUGAUAUUGUCAUGUUUCUCUAUCGAACUGAAGGGCUUUCAAAGCACAUGGAUUCUUUUACUAGAAUUCUAUCUCUUCUUCAACUGAAAGGGAGAUCUUUUUUCUUGUCAGCCCCGUUGCUGACAAAUGAGAGCAAUGUCGUCAACAAUUUCAGGCAUUUGGAAUUAUUCUCUGGAUGUUUUGACAAUGAUUUUGAUGCUGCAUUAGCUGAAAUUGAAAAGGAGAUUAGCAUGGCUGACAUAGUGGCAGAAUUGGGCUAUGGAUGCACAAUUGACAUUUCUCAUUGUAAAGAGAUACUGUCUCAAUUCCAACCACUCAACGAAGAGACAAUUUCAAAGUUAAUAGGGAUAAUUGCCUGCAAUCAUUCCAAUCUUGAAGAUCCUCUAAAUGUUCAUGCAACUUUCUGUUCAGCUCUCGGUAGCUGCUUUGCUAGUGAUUCUUCACUAUUGAACACGUGGAAUGUUAAUGUUCUUGUUGAAACAAUUAAGGAAAUUGCUCCAAAGACAAAUUGGGCACUUGUCAUGGAAAACCUUGACCAUGAGGGCUUUGUGAUUCCGGAUGAAACUGCAUUUUCACUUUUAAUGUCCAUAUAUAAAAGUGCAUGUCAGGAUCCUUUCCCACUCCAUGCUAUUUGCGGCUCUGCUUGGAAGAAUGCUGAAGGGCAGCUUUCUUUUUUGAGAUAUGCUGUGUCAGCUCCUCCUGAAGUUUUCACAUUCAAACACUGUUCAAGGCAGCUGACAAUUGCUGAUCUAGAGCAUCUCAAGAAUGGAAAUCAGGCAUGGUUUUGUCUAGAUCUGUUGGAGAUUUUAUGCCAGCUUGCCGAAAGUGGCCAUGCUAGUUUGGUCAGGGUCAUAUUAGAUUACCCUCUUAGUCAGUAUCCUGAGGUUUUACUUAUUGGAGUUGCUCACAUCAGUACUACUUACAAUCUCAUCCAGUAUGAAGUAUCUUCUACAUUAUUUCAUGUGAUUCUACAAGAUCCCUCAAAAAGCAGCAUACUUGCUCAUCUAUGGAAAAUAAAUCCCAACCUAGUUCUUCGAGGAUUCAUAGAAAGCUUGAUUGAUCCCAAGAUUUUAUUUAGGAUUGUGGAUCUAUGUGAUGAUCUGAAGAUUUUAUCAUCUGUUCUGGUCGCAACUCCUUUUCCUUUUAGCAUUAGAUUGGCUGCUGUUGCUUCCAGGAAAGAUCACAUUAAUCUCGAGAAUUGGUUGAAUGAAUAUUUGACUGCAUAUAAAGAUGUUUUUUUUGAGGAUUGUCUGACGUUUCUAAAAGAAGCACUCGGUGAUGCAAUAGCUGAUAUCCCAGAUGUCUCUCUUCCAGAGUCUCGAUCAGCUAUUUUGAAUGAAUAUCAUGAAACAUGUUCAAUAUUCUUAAAGGUUCUCCAGGCACAUUCUGGACAGUUUAUUUCUAACCAGCAUUUUGAGGAAAUAAAGAAACUGCAUGUAUCAUCUAAUCCAAGGAUUCCAACUGUUGAACCAUUGGUUCCGACAGUUUCAGAGGGUGUUUCAGAUGAUAUAGAUGCAGAGGUGAAUACCUAUUUCCAUCAGAUGUUCUCUGGACAGUUGACCAUUGAUGCUAUGAUUCAGAUGCUUGCACGUUUCAAAGAAUCUUCUGAUCCAAGGCAGCAGAAGAUCUUGGACUGUAUCAUUCACAAUCUAUUUGAUGAGUACAAGUUCUUCCCCAAGUAUCCCGACAGGCAACUAAAGAUAGUUGCAGUGCUCUUCGGUUCUUUAAUAAAGCACCAACUGGUGACAGAUAUUGCGCUUGGUAUCGCUUUACGUGGGGUUAUCCAUGCGUUGCGUAAAUCUGUUGAUUCCAAAAUGUUUAUGUUUGGUGCCAAUGCAUUAGAGCAGUUUACAGAUCGUCUAGUUGAGUGGCCCGCCUAUUGCAAUCACAUAUUACAGAUAUCUCAUUUGCGUGGUACACAUGCUGAAUUGGUUUCAUUCAUUGAACGAGCGCUCACGAGGAUUUCCUCUAGCCAGUCAGAGUCAAAUAGUGGUAACCCAAUUAGCAUUGAUCAACAAAGCUCUGGAGCACCUUCUACUGAAACCAUGGAGGCAUCUGAGUCAUCAUGGCACAUGAUGGGUUCAGCUUCUAUCCACCUGGGCCACCAGUUUUCCUCUUUGCAGUUGCAGCAGAGGCAUCAGGGUUUUCUUGGUGAAAAGAGCAAAGCUUCUGCCAUGUCUGCCACUCAUACAAAGCCUCCUUCAUCACAUACUGGGCAAUCUUCAUUUCUUUCUGGAUCGUCAGAAUCAGUUGCUAACCAGAAGAUCACAUCUCAUCAUUCUGUUGCCACACCAGCUUCUGUUACAUCAUCCCCAAAUUUCCUUCGUGCUCGGGGCACUACAGCUUCUGGCAUGCUUCGGCAACCUUCUUACAACACAGGUUUUGGGGCUGCAUUAAACAUUGAAACACUUGUUGCUGCAGCUGAGAGGAGAGAUACACCAAUUGAGGUUCCUCCAUCAGAAAUCCAAGACAAGAUAUUUUUCAUGAUCAACAACAUUUCAACUUCAAACAUGGAAGGAAAAGCUAAAGAGUUCAGUGAGGUUCUCAAGGAGCAAUAUUAUCCUUGGUUUGCACAGUACAUGGUGAUGAAAAGGGCAAGCAUUGAACCAAAUUUUCACGACUUGUACCUAAAAUUCUUGGAGAAAGUUAACUCAAAAAUCUUAAAUAAGGAGAUAGUGAAAGCUACGUAUGAGAACUGCAAGGUGUUGCUAAGAUCUGAUCUUAUUAAAUCCAGUUCUGAAGAACGAUCACUUCUUAAAAAUCUUGGUAGUUGGCUUGGGAAAUUUACCAUUGGUAGGAAUCAAGCAUUGCGUGCAAAAGAAAUUGAUCCCAAAGAAUUGAUUAUAGAGGCUUAUGAGAAAGGUCUGAUGAUUGCUGUAAUCCCAUUUACCUCAAAGAUUCUGGAGCCAUGCCAUUCCAGUUUAGCUUAUCAACCUCCCAACCCUUGGACUAUGGGGAUUCUAAGUUUGCUUACUGAGAUCUAUAAUCUUCCAAACCUCAAAAUGAACCUGAAAUUUGAUAUAGAGGUUUUAUUUAAGAAUCUUAGUGUAGAUAUGAAAGAAGUUAAACCAACAACUCUAUUGAUAGACAAGAUUCGUGAAGUAGAGGGUAAUCCAGAUUUUUCGAAUAAGGACAUAACUGCAGCUCAUCCACCACUUGUUGAAAUUAAUUCAGGAUUAUUGCCUCCAUUGAGUCAUGUAGAAUUGCAAACUGAAGUCAAUAGUUCAUCUCAUCCGGCAGGCCAUCCAAAUGCAAUGGCUCAAUAUACUUCUGCACCACAUAUCACUUCAGGUUCCAUUUUGGAAGAAGACAGAAUUGGAAUUGUAAACGGACCUGAACUAGUUUCAUCCGUUCAGGGAUUGACUGAAGUUACUCCAUCACCUUCCCCUUCCCCUUCCCCUUCCCCUUCACCUUCACCUUCACCUUCACCUUUUUCUCUGAAUCAGCUUUUGACAAUAAUUCCAAAUUCUGAGUCAUAUAUCAAUAUUAAUCCAAAGCUUAGUUCUAUGGGGUCAAACAUGCAGUUCCACAGAAUUAUUCAACUGGCAAUGGAUAAGGCCAUAAGAGAAAUUGUAUCUCCUGUUAUUCAACGAAGUGUUACAAUUGCUAGUAGGACAACAAAAGAACUUGUUUUGAAGGAUUAUUCCAUGGAAACUGAUGAUGGUGUCAUAUCUCGUUCUGCCCAUCUAAUGGUUGGAACUCUAGCUGGAAGCUUGGCUCAUGUGACGUGCAAGGAACCCCUUCGUGUAGCCCUUUCAAGCAAUUUAAGAGGUCUUCUUCAAGCUUUGAACGUGGCAAAUGAUCAUGUUGAACAAAUAGUUCAGAUCCUCACAACUGAUCAUCUUGAUCUUGGUUGCGCUGUAAUUGAGAAUGUAGCAUCAGAGAAGGCUGUUGAAUUGAUUGAUGGAGAGAUGGCCCCUGCAUUUGCUGCCUCGAGGAAACAGAGGGAAGCAUCUGGAUCUGCAUAUUUUGAUACCCUUUCUUAUGCACAAGGGCCACUUUCACGAAUCCCAGAGGCACUUCGUCCAAAACCUGGUCGCCUUUCCAUUCCACAACAGCGAGUCUAUGAUGAUUUUAUCAAGAAUAUUUGGCAAAAUCAGUCUGGUCAGAAUUCAACUACUUCAUCUCUUGGCCUUUCUAGUUUAGGCAGUUCUGUGGGUAAUUCUUCACUGUCACGUGUGUAUGGUGCAAGUUCUGGUAACAUUAGUUCCAAUGUCUAUGUCACUUCGCAAGUAGCUCCUGUUAGCAUGACACAACCCUUCGACCUUACCUUGGAAGAGUCAGAUCGUGGUUCGGUACAACUUCCUAGUGUCUCCCCAAUUUAUGGUGCUGAUGAUAGUCUCAUGCAACAUGGGGUUGAAGUUAGUUCUAUGGUAGCUUCUGUUACUUCUGCUGAUCUACACAUGGUUGAUCCAGCAGUUGCAACCAAAGAUUCGACAAAUGUCUUAGCAUCAUCUUCUUCACCUGGUAUGGACCGUCUUGGAGCUGUUUUACCUGAAUCAUUGCUGAGCACUGGGGAGGCUUUGGAGAAAUACCUGCAAGUUGCUCAAAAGUUGGAAGCGAUGAUUACUGCUGAUGCCAGAGACACGGAAAUUCAGGAAGCAGUUGCUGAAAUUCCAGAAAUCAUAUUGAAAUGUGAAAGUAGAGAUGAAGCCUCAUUAGCUAUAGCCCAAAAGGUUUUCAAGAGCUUGUAUGAAAAUGCAUCAAACACUCUCCAUAUUGCUUCACAUCUAGCAAUUCUAGCAGCCAUACGAGAUGUUUGCAAACUUGUUGUCAAAGAAUUGACAAGCUGGGUAAUUUACUCUGAUGAGGAACGGAAAUUCAACAAAGACAUAACUGUGGGCCUUAUUCGUUCUGAGUUACUCAACCUUGCCGAGUACAAUGUCCAUUUGGCUAAACUUAUAGGCGGGGGGAGAAAUAAGCCUGCAACUGAGUUUGCCAUAUCCCUUGUGCAAACUUUGGCUACUCAGGAACCUGGUGUAAGCAUGUCAGAGCUAUAUAAUCUCAUUGAAGCUUUGUCAAAGUUGGCUAUGAAGCCUGGGUCACCAGAGUCAUUGCAACAAUUAGUGGAGAUUGCUAAGAGUAAUGCAAAUUCUCCUUUAUCUUUGAACAAAGAAGAGAAGAUCAGGCAAUUCAAGGAUAAGAAGGGUCUUUCUGGAGUUUCCUUGACAAACAGGGAGGAGCUUGAUUCUAAUGAACCAUCACCUGCUGAUCCUGCUGGUUUCUAUGAGCAGAUUGCUACCUACUUUACUGAUUGGUGCCGAAUUUGUGAACUUCCCACAACAAAUGAAUCAACCUACAGUCAUUAUAUUUCCCAGCUGCAGCAGAAUGGUUUGUUAAAGGGUGAUGAUAUCACAGACCGUUUUUUUCGCGUGUUCACGGAGUUAGCUGUCACUUAUUGUAAAGUUGUGCAUGAACAACCACAGUUGCUAUCUUUUUUCUCAAUUGAUUCAUAUGCGAAGUUUGUGGUUCUUGUGUUAAAGUACUGUUCUAUGGAUCAGGGAUCAACUAAAUCUCUUCUGCUUCCGAAGAUUUUAUCUGUUACUGUAAGAACCAUCCAAAAGGAUGCAGAAGAGAAAAAACUUUCCUUCAACCCAAGACCAUAUUUCAGAUUGUUUAUCAAUUGGCUUUUGGAUCUAAUUACCCCCGACACAGUUGAUAGUGUCAACUUUCAGGUGUUGACAUCUUUUGCAAAUGCUUUCCAUGCAUUGCAGCCCUUAAAAGUUCCUGGUUGGAGCUUUGCAUGGCUUGAGUUGGUGAGUCACAGAAGCUUCAUGCCAAAACUACUCACGUGCAAUGGUGCCAAGGGUUGGCCAUUCUUCCAGCGCUUGCUUGUUGAUCUACUCAAGUUCAUGGAGCCAUAUUUAAGAAAUGUGGAACUUUCGGAACCGGUGCAACUGUUAUAUAAAGGGACUCUUAGAGUGCUUCUUGUUCUGCUCCAUGAUUUUCCUGACUUCCUCUGUGAUUAUCACUUUAGUUUCUGUGAUGUGAUUCCUUCAAGUUGCAUCCAAAUGCGAAAUGUCAUUCUAAGUGCUUUCCCACGAAAUAUGCGGCUUCCUGAUCCAUCAACUCCCAACUUAAAGAUCGAUUUGCUUCCAGAAAUUAGCCAACCCCCUCGUAUUCUUUCUGAUGUAGAUAGUAUUUUAAAAGCAAAACAAAUCAAAGCUGAUAUUGAUGAGUACCUUAAGACAUCUGAAGUAUCCUCAUUCAUAAGCGAACUGAUUCCGAAAUUACUUCUUUCUCAAAGCGAAGCAAACUUGGCUGGGACUCCUUAUAAUGUACCAUUGAUCAACUCACUUGUUCUUUACAUAGGGAUGCAGGCUACACAAUUACUGCAGAACAAGUCUACUGCAUCCACCCAACAAGUGAAUCACAAUGGUCCAUUGGAUCUUUUCCUAGUUAGCACGCCUAGGGAGAUCUUUCAUAGUUUAAUAAAUAACCUGGACUCAGAAGGACGUUACCUCUUACUAAAUGCAAUCGCUAAUCAACUGCGAUACCCUAACAACCACACUCAUUACUUUUCUUUUGUCCUGCUGUACUUAUUCGCUGAGUCCAAACAGGACAGCAGCAUACAGGAGCAAAUAACUCGAGUGCUGUUGGAGCGAAUGAUUGUUAAUCGUCCCCAUCCCUGGGGCUUACUCAUCACUUUCAUCGAACUGAUCAGGAACCAGCGGUAUGACUUUUGGAAUUGUUCAUUCACAAGAUGCUCUCCAGAGAUUGAAAAGUUGUUUGAAUCCGUGUCGAGGACCUGUGUCGGCCCCAAAACUAUGAGCGACGCAAUGGUAUCGGGUAGUAUCUGAGAUGGCAGCGGUCAUUGAUCUACAUGUAAAGUCUUUUAUAUGAAUCAAGAUAGCCACGAAGGCUGGAAGAACCAUCCUAGAAUUAUCGCCCACGAUAUCACUUGAAGGGUUUCUGGUUCAUUUUGAGAUUCAUUUGUAUAGAAUAAUAAAACCAUAAAAUUGUAAAUAAUAUUUAUGGUCUACAUUUGAAUUACUCGUAAUAAAACUUGUAUUAAGGUAAA
Zingiber officinale is the source of this 7618-nucleotide messenger RNA. RefSeq names its product CCR4-NOT transcription complex subunit 1-like. The transcript is spliced from 51 exons. Gene Ontology annotation, molecular function: molecular adaptor activity. The record is from RefSeq and is a predicted model, not a curated record. Lineage: Eukaryota; Viridiplantae; Streptophyta; Magnoliopsida; Zingiberales; Zingiberaceae. Gene Ontology annotation, cellular component: P-body; CCR4-NOT core complex. Gene Ontology annotation, biological process: nuclear-transcribed mRNA catabolic process, deadenylation-dependent decay. Bases 132 to 7397 code for a protein of 2421 amino acids.